UGCUUUUGAUAAAAACAUGGAGAAUUAUUCAACCAUGGUUGCAUUUCUCCUUCUCAUCCUUGUCUUUCUCUCUCACUCCCAAUUAGGACUCAAUCAAGAUGUUAGCUACAUGAAAUUUGUACAAGAUGCAAGUGAAUUCCCAAUAAAAGAAGAAUAUGACUACAUAAUAGUAGGGGGAGGAACAACAGGGUGUCCAUUAGCUGCAACAUUAUCAAAAAAAUUCUCUGUCCUCCUUAUUGAAAGAGGCAGUGAACCAAGCAAAUAUCCCUCUGUAUUAAACGAACAACAGUUACUAAACGUUUUCACGGUCGAAGACGACGGCAAGAAUCCCUUCAAUCGAUUCAUUUCCGAGGACGGUGUUGAGAACAUACGAGGGCGAGUCCUCGGUGGGAGUAGCAUGAUCAACGGCGGUGUGUACUCGAGAGCUGAUCCAGAGUUUUUCAGAACACAAUUGGGGAUGCAAGAAUUGGACAUGGAAAUGGUGGAGAAGGCAUAUGAAUGGGUUGAAGAGGCUAUAGUGUUUAAACCUAGUUUGAAUCUUUGGCAAGGUGCUUUUAGAAGGUUUCUUGUUGAAGGUGGAGUUGAGCCUGAUAAUGGGUUUGAUUUAAGAGAUGAUGUGGGAACUAAAAUUUCAGGUUCUAUCUUUGAUGAGAAUGGGACUAGACAUGGAGCUGUGGAGCUUUUAAAUAAGGCUCAACCUACAAAUCUCAAAGUUGCUGUUCAGGCUAUUGUUCAAAGAAUUCUCUUCUCUGGUUUAUCAGCGAAUGGGGUUUUGUAUUCAGACUCAAAAGGAAAGCUACACACAGCAUACAUUCGCAAAGAAGGAGAAAUCAUUGUAAGUGCAGGAGCCAUUGGAAGUCCUCAACUUCUCCUUCUAAGUGGGAUUGGCCCAAAAUCUUAUCUUUCUUCUUUACAACUACCUGUUGUUCUUCACCAACCACAUGUCGGCCAAUCCAUGAUGGACUAUCCUCGUUUUGGUUACGUCUUAGCUUGGCCAUUUCCAUUGAGUUUCACCUCUUCAAAAGUCAUAGGAAUUUCACAAAACAAAACCUUCUACUUCCAAUCCAUUGCUAGUACAACACCGCUCUCAAUUCCCCCAUUAUUUAGCAUUUUCCCUCCUAAUUCCACUUCUUUAACAACUACUAGCCUGGCUACCAUUGGUGGCAAAUUUUCUAAAGUUGCCUCCACGGGCUCGCUUCGUUUAAACUCCUCUGCCGAUGCAGCAAGCAAUCCCAUUGUUCGAUUCAAUUAUUAUUCUCAUCCUGCCGAUGUUGCUAUGUGUGUUAAGGGAGUGAGAAAAGUGGGAGGUUUUCUUAAAACUCAAACUGUAGAGAAUAUUAAGACGAGGGAUUUGGAGGGUAAUAAGACGAUUCAAUUUGUGGGGCUUCCGUUGCCGGGAAAUUUGUCGGAUGAUAGUGCAGUUGGGGAGUUUUGUAAGAAGACGGUGACGUUGUAUUGGCAUUACCAUGGAGGUUGUUUAGUUGGAAAAGUUGUCGAUGGUAAUUAUAGUGUUAUCGGAGUUAAAAAUUUGCGUGUACUUGAUGGCUCCACUUUUGCAGUCUCGCCGGGAUCUAAUCCUACUGCCACUCUCAUGAUGCUUGCUCGAUAUGUUGGCCUUCAGAUUAUGCAACGAAGAGGGGUGUAACAAAAAUGGCUAAUUAAUAGCACAAAAGAGUAGCCAUUUGUUUCUACUUCAAAAAUAUCUUAAUUACUACAUGCUCAACUUAUUGUAUCUCUCUUAAAUAAUAAUUUACAUUCCUAUUUAAAAUAUAAAAUUAUAAUUAUUUACUUU
Messenger RNA from Cucumis sativus (cucumber), 1792 nucleotides. RefSeq names its product (R)-mandelonitrile lyase 1. The record is from RefSeq and is a predicted model, not a curated record. Lineage: Eukaryota; Viridiplantae; Streptophyta; Magnoliopsida; Cucurbitales; Cucurbitaceae. The transcript is spliced from 4 exons. Gene Ontology annotation, molecular function: flavin adenine dinucleotide binding; oxidoreductase activity, acting on CH-OH group of donors. Bases 17 to 1645 code for a protein of 542 amino acids.